UUUACUGAUGUGUGUCCGAUGUGUCUGAUGUGGAGCACACACAUUUCGGUAAAAAAAAUAUCAGUGUCAUAGUCAUUUGUAUGUUAAUAAUGUUAUACAUAUAUGUAUAUAUAUAACUAAUAAAUUAAAAGGAAUAAUAAAUAAUUAUAAAUGUUAAAAUAAAAAUUUUUGAAUUUAUUAAUAAUAAUAAAUAAAAUAAAUUGUUUAAAAAAUUGUUAUGUCAACCAGUUGGACUUGAAUAUUUGAAUUGCUGUUGAAAACGGUUGAAUAACCAACAAAAAUUUUUUGAAACUGUAGAAAUAUAAGUGAAGAAUAAUUGGCAAGUUGUUGCAAAAAUAAAUAAACAAAGUAAUGAUGCAGUUUUACAAAGAAAAAAUACUGUCACCUGGACAGUUAAAACGUUUAUCAGAACAUAAAUACAGCUGCUCAAGUUCUAGUUUAUUAGACAGUUAUCUCCAACCCUGGUGGGACUGGUUAGUUAGUAAAGUGCCCCUUUGGCUAGCACCCAAUCUUAUAACAAUUGUAGGACUUAUUAUAAAUAUUGCAACAACAUUAAUUCUUGUUUACUAUAGUCCUGAUGCCAAGGCUGAGCCACCAAGAUGGACAUGCUUUUUAUGUGCGCUGGGUUUAUUUAUUUAUCAAAGUCUUGAUUCGAUAGACGGCAAACAAGCAAGAAGAACUGGUUCUUCUUCACCUCUUGGAGAACUUUUUGAUCAUGGAUGUGAUUCUGUAUCUACUGUUUUUGUUGCAUUAUCAGCAUGUAUAGCAGUACAAUUAGGAAAUUAUCCAAGUUGGAUGUUUUUUCAAUGUUUUUGUGCAAUGACACUAUUUUAUUGUGCGCAUUGGCAAAGUUAUGUUUCAGGUUCGUUGAGAUUCGGAAAAAUAGAUGUUACUGAAGCUCAAUUCACAAUAAUAUCAAUUCACUUGACUUCUGCGAUAUUUGGUCCGAAAAUUUGGAUGACUGAGAUUCCCUAUUUAACUGGUAUACAAUUAAAAUAUUUAAUUGGUGGUGUAACAACCAUUUGUGCGUUACCAAGUUUUUAUUCAAUGUUUUCCGUUAUUUUUACGGGUGGAGUUGGGAAAAAUGGGUCAACUGUUGCUAUCCUCGGCAUUGGUACUAUGUCACAAUUGAUAUCAGGAAUUUUUUAUAGCGGAUUCUUGUUUAUCUUCAUUGAGUUUAUAAAAUCAUUUUCGUCCGGUGGGAUCGGCAAAAAUGGUUCAACAAUAGCAUUGCCACUGGUUGGCAUAGAGCUGAAGGUAGUUUCAUUAUGGUGCACUGUGGGAAUUGCUAUUUUACUUGCACAAAGCAGUUUAUCUAUUAUUCUGGGUGGUGGUGUUGGAAAAAAUGGUUCGACCGUCGCCGGAACAUCGGUAUUGUCGCCAAUUAUUCCCUUCAGUCUUGUCGUAGUACCUGCAUAUAUUAUUUAUCGUAAAAGUGCACAACAUGUUUAUGAAAACCAUCCAGCACUUUAUAUAUUAUCUUUUGGAAUGGUCGCUGCCAAAGUUACUAAUCGUUUAGUCGUUGCUCACAUGACAAAAAAUGAAAUGGAAUAUUUAGACACAGCAUUAAUUGGUCCCUGUAUGUUAUUCCUUAACCAAUAUUUCAAUUUCUUCUUUGAUGAAUAUUACGUACUGUGGCUAUGCUUCAUUUGGGUGACAUUUGAUUUUCUUAAAUACAGUUCACAAGUUUGUCUUGAAAUUUGUAAUCAUUUAAAAAUAAUGCUCUUCAGAAUACCAUAUUCAAACGAACAAUUAAAUCUUGAUAAAAAUGGUACCACACGAUUACAACGUUCUAAAUCAACAAAAAAGUAUCAUUAAUAUAUAAAGUUGAAUUAAUAAUAAUUAUAAAAUACAAUAUAAUAACAAAAAAAAACUAGCAGGGAAGAUAAUUAUUAAGAAAUUAAAUACUGAUUAAAUAAAAUAAGAAAAAGAUGAGAGAUCUGUGAUCGUACGUAACUGGUGCGUUUCUAUAUUAAAAAAAAAAAGUAAUAAUUAAUAUAAUGAAAAAAUCAAAUCAUUUAUAUGAGUCAGUAAUUAUUUUGGAUUAAAUAAACAGUUUUAUACUUGUACGGAUACUCAUAAGUUUUUUGAACUAGGAAUAAAAAUAGUCAUAUAGACUAUUAUUAUUAUUAAUUAUUUAUUUACAUAACUCAAUUUGAUUGAAUGAAAUUUUUAAAUUACAGAUAUUUCAUUGUUAGAUUUAAAUUAUUAAUAUUAUUUAAUUAAUUUUUAAUUAUUUAUAGAACUUUACAAUUUUUAUUUUUCAUUAUUUUUUUUUUUCUUUCAACUGCACAAGCGUAUGAAUUUAUUUUUCG
Molecule: messenger RNA, 2315 nt
Organism: Microplitis mediator
Lineage: Eukaryota; Metazoa; Arthropoda; Insecta; Hymenoptera; Braconidae
Gene: bbc
Product: choline/ethanolaminephosphotransferase 1
Exons: 10
Coding region: 352-1818 (488 amino acids)
Biological process (GO): phosphatidylethanolamine biosynthetic process
Cellular component (GO): endoplasmic reticulum membrane; Golgi apparatus
Molecular function (GO): ethanolaminephosphotransferase activity; diacylglycerol cholinephosphotransferase activity
Source: RefSeq, a predicted model, not a curated record